Messenger RNA from Pelobates fuscus (common spadefoot toad), 3418 nucleotides. RefSeq names its product CTTNBP2 N-terminal like (gene CTTNBP2NL). Bases 90 to 1976 code for a protein of 628 amino acids. The transcript has 5 exons. Gene Ontology annotation, molecular function: protein phosphatase 2A binding. Gene Ontology annotation, cellular component: actin cytoskeleton. Lineage: Eukaryota; Metazoa; Chordata; Amphibia; Anura; Pelobatidae. The record is from RefSeq and is a predicted model, not a curated record. Gene Ontology annotation, biological process: protein dephosphorylation.
AUUGAACAGAGCUGGGAGGAAACCUUAGUGGAGAUUGCUUGCUUUGACUGUGCCUUGUUCUGCAACAAAGGAGGUGAAGGGGGAACACAAUGAAUCUAGAAAAACUCAGCAAACCAGAAUUGCUGACACUGCUGAGCAUCUUAGAGGGGGAACUGGAAGCCAGGGAUCUGGUUAUCGAGGCAAUAAAGGCACAGCAUAAAGAUCGGUUUAUCGAAGAACGAUAUGGGAAAUACAAUCUCAGUGACCCCUUGCUUGCCCUGCAGCGAGACUAUGAGACCCUUAAAGAGGAAAACAAUGGCCAGAGGCCUCCGGUGUGUUCUAAUCCCUUGUACAUCUUGAAGGAAGUGAUGAAGCAAUGUAAGACCAUGCAGGAGAGAAUGAUGGCCCAGCUAGCAGCUGCGGAAAGUCGACAUAGAAAGGUUAUUUUGGACCUAGAGGAGGAGAGGAGAAGGCAUGCACAAGAUGCAGCUGAUGGUGACGAUGUUACUUACAUGUUGGAAAAAGAGAGGGAGAGACUGGCGCAACAGCUGGAAUUUGAGAAGUCACAAGUUAAGAAACUUGAAAAGGAGCAGAAACGACUUUCUGCUCAGAUUGAAGAAGAGAAAUCGCGUCACAAGAAGCUGUCUUCUGUACUCAUGAAAGAGUGCACAAAAGCUAACAAUCGUGCAGUGGAGGAAGGGCAGAGGGUUGAAGAUGUAAACUUGAAACUAGAAAAAGUUAAGGCUAGAGUGAACCAGCUGGAAGAUGACAUAGCACUGGAACAAAAGAGAAGCUUACAAAUGGAAGCCCAGGUUGAAAAACAGCUUUCGGAGUUUGAUAUUGAAAGAGAACAACUGAGAGCUAAACUAAACCGGGAAGAAAACCGAACCAAGUCCUUAAAAGUAGAACUUGAAUCCUUAAAGAAAGCCUUCCAAGAAUUAAAAGAUGUCCCUCAGGCUCAAGAAAUGUCUGCUAAAAAUACUCCAGAACUAAUAUCAAAUGUAUCAACAAGUAAGCCAGAGGUUAGAUCCAUCUCAUGCCAGACAGAAAGUGUACAAGUUGAAAAAAGUAUGGUGGACGGGCCAACAAAAUCCCAUGUUCCAAUCUCAACUCAGACUAAAAUCCCACAACUGUAUUCUAAAGUAAAUGGUCAUUGUAGCACAACUGUACAGAUCAAUGAACAUGCUUUAAAAUUAAAUGUAGGAGAAAAUCAAAGGGAGAAGUUGACAACCCAUGAUAAUGUUUCUGAAAAUGGGAGCUCCCCAGUCAGAGUAGAAUCUCCUCUGCACAUGGUGGCACAUCUCCCUUCCAGUGGAGCAUCCUCUUCUCCUAGUAGCACAGCAGCCUCCUCCUUAACAUCUUCUCCAUGCUCUUCCCCAGUACUGUCAAGGCGCCUAAUUGGAGCAACAGCUAGCAGCCCUGGAUAUCAGUCCUCAUACCAAGUUGGCAUCAACCAGCGUUUCCAUGCUGCCCGUCACAAGUUCCAGUCUCAGGCUGAUCAGGAUCAACAUGUUACAGGUCUACAAAGCCCACCAUCAAGGGAUUUGUCCCCAACUUUGGCAGAUAAUUCUGCAGCCAAACAGCUGGCGCGCAAUACAGUCACUCAGGUUCUGUCUCGCUUUACUAGUCAACAGACAUCUAGUAAAUCUGUGCCUCCCAAUAGCUCUCCUUUUGGCACAGACUAUAGAACCCUUGCCAGUACAUCUAACCAGAAAAGUGAUGGAAGCCACUCUCCAAACCCUAUCAAAGUUUCCAGCCCUCUCAGUCCAGUAUCUCCAGGUAUAAAAUCUCCUACCAUAUCGAGAGUUGAACGAGGGAACCCACCACCUAUACCUCCUAAGAAACCAGGUCUUGCUCAGUCGCCAGCUUCACCAAUCCCACCAGCCAAAGCAUCCAACCAACCUGCCUCAGGGGAUGUUUCAAAUAAUUACUGUUCUAACAAUGGCAUACUAACAAAUGUGAAAGAAAUAGAAGUCAUGUUGCCAUCUGGCAGCUAGUGUUACAUCAACCUAGCCAUGAAUUAAAUACUUUAAAAACUAUCAAAUUCAGCCAGUUCCAUGUCAGAUUGCUCCAUACACAUGUGAUGAGCAAACCUAUUUAUUUUGGUAGUAAAGGAACAUUGUAUAGAACAUUUACUUUCUAUUUGCUUUGCCUACUUAUGUAGGAGUAUUGUUUCCCUAUUUUCAAACCAAUUGUAUCUCAAAACAGAAAAUUAACAUUUAGUCUUACUUAAAACUAAAUCAAAAUAAAGAAACAGCUCUUCACGCAACCAUACAGAAAUCAAAAGUGUGAAAAUGUUUGCGGAAUGUGAGGUUGAAAAAAAUAGUUUGACUUCGUGCCUGAAAAUCCCAAGACGUGAUCUUUCGAAGAAUCUGAAAACUGAUUUUUCAGUUGUAUUUGUUUUGGAUAUCAUGGUAAGAAAUCUGGUGGCCAAAUUUUCCAAUCCAUAAAUGAAGUCUAUUAAGAUUACAAUAUUUGAAUAAUCCCUUGUGAUUCUUAAAGUAUGACCAUGUUUCAUUAAUUAGAAUCCACUCAAGAUUAGAGGUCACAUCAUCGGAUUAAAAUACUUGCUUUGUAAAGAAGGUCACUUUUUAUUUGUAGUUUUAUAAAUGCAAUAUUAUUUUUCACUGACAUUGGCAUUGCUUAUAAACCUUGGCAAAGAGCAAUGGUUGCAUUUUAGGUGAUGGCCACUUGGUGUCACUGUAGAUCGUGUUGUUGACUAGCAUAAUAUUACUUUAUUGGGUCUUCAUAGAACUGUGUAGUACGAAGGCACCAAAAAAACAUGUAGAACGGAUCUAUUACAGGAACACUCCAGGCACCAACACUACUUAAAUGCAUUUAAUAAUUAUUUUUUUUUUUAUAUUCCUGUUCGUAAUCUUUUUCUUUUUUCUAAACUUUAACGUUCUAUAGCUACUUGCUUCCUUUUUACAAACCAUUUUUUAAAAUUGGUUCUUUCUAACUGUAGCUCAGCCAUUCUGAAAUCAGUAUAACUAAGUAGCUUUAUUUAUUUUUUUUAAGCUAAACUAAAAAGAUAUGAAUGUGGAGAAACAGAGUAUGUUUACAAGGUCAACCCCUAUCACAUGCAUUUCAGUUGGAUUGAUGCCUGAAGGUAGCCUGGUGUGUCCUUUUUUAACAUAAGUGACUUGUGGUGAGUUUCAAAAUCAAUCUCAAACCAGAUGAGCAGUCUCUAAUUCUGCUACAACAUACUGUGCAGUGAAUAAGCCCAUAUAUAAGGUUCCGUAUAUAUCAUAAUCAAGUCAAUAUAUGAAGUCAUAUUGGAAAAUUAAUAGGUACAGCAUAUGUGCUGUCAUUUAUUAAUAUUUUACUGAUGAGUGGUAUUUAGGUCUGUGGAGAGAGUUUCAUAGUAGGUUAAAAGUCCAGUUUAAAACCAUGAGUGCAGGAUAAGUGCAUAUUGACCAAAAAUAAGAACUUUCAUAUG